Molecule: messenger RNA, 381 nt
Organism: Cetraspora pellucida
Lineage: Eukaryota; Fungi; Glomeromycota; Glomeromycetes; Diversisporales; Gigasporaceae
Source: the annotation of a GenBank genome assembly
AAAUUGGUAAAGAUUACUGAAGUAAAACCAAGAAAAGUAUAUUUUGAUGGAUAUUACAAAUAUGGUUAUAAAGUCAAACCUAAAGACUUAAUAAAAUAUUAUUGGGAUAAUAAAUGUUUCAAAGCUAAGACUGAAGAGGUUCUUUUGGAACCAAAUAAAUUAUAUUCAUUGACUAGUUCCAAGGUAACCAUUCUUUCUAUGCAAUGUAGUAUAAGUGCACUCAGCUCAAUUAAUACUAAUAGACCUAGAAAGAAAAAUAUAAACAAAUUAUUUAUUUCAUCUCUCUUUGCAAAACAAAUUAAUUUAUUACCAUCUCAUCUUAAUUUACUAAAAGAUACUAUAUUAAGAUUAAAAGAUGGAACAGAAAUUAUAAUUAUUUAA